Messenger RNA from Ilyonectria robusta, 1194 nucleotides. RefSeq lists its product as uncharacterized. Lineage: Eukaryota; Fungi; Ascomycota; Sordariomycetes; Hypocreales; Nectriaceae. Gene Ontology annotation, biological process: regulation of transcription by RNA polymerase II. Gene Ontology annotation, molecular function: DNA-binding transcription activator activity, RNA polymerase II-specific; zinc ion binding. The record is from RefSeq and is a predicted model, not a curated record. The transcript is spliced from 3 exons. The coding region runs from base 1 to 1194 and encodes 397 amino acids.
AUGCAGCAAAUUCCCGGCUGUGACGAGAUACACCCUGUCUGCUCCAACUGCCAGAGACACGACCUCGCUUGUAGCUGGUCGCAAGCCGAAGCACCUCCCGCAACCCGCGCCGACAUUCCCUACAUUACGAAGCUCGUAGCAGACCUCAACCUUCCAUCAAAGGGUUGCCAUUCAGGCAAUGAACAAAUACCAACACCUCCAACACCGUUCUAUCAACCGGCGCCGCCCACCUAUCUAGAUCCUCUACCUCCCGAAGAGCUCUGGCAACGAAACCUCGAAUUAAUGCAUCACUACUCCACUAUAACAGCUAGUACGCUAUCACUUCGACAAGACGUAGAAUACGUAUGGCGAGAAGCCAUUCCUCGGGAGGGAUACAAGCACUCUUUCGUCUCAAACUGCAUACUGGCUCUCGCUGCCGCCCAUAAAGCCUAUCUUAUUCCAAACAGUGGCGAGGUCUACUUGAAGCUAUGUGACUACCACUCGAUGCUAGGCAGUACGGGCUUCGACUAUGAAGUGCAGAAUCCCACCGAGGAUAACUCGAUGGCCCUAUUUGGCUUCGCCACGGUACUUAUACUCUACAGGUUUACACUCCCUGCCAGAUCUGCCACACAGAAACUCGACGACCCUGUUGCUAGUCUUCUCGAGCUGGCCGCUCUUAUUCGGAGACUCCAGACUACUCUAUCGCAACUUGUUAGCCGAACAUACAACUCGGAUUUAGCCCCUCUCAUCUAUGGGGUUUGGCCGUCGGAGACCGAUGGUCGCUUGACGGGUUACCCGCCUAUUGACAAUACCUUCCUCCCAAACGACCUAUGGGACGCAACAAACCAACUGCGAUGCUUCCAAGAGUCAGAAGUACCCUCCGAGAGCCUCAUCCACUACCGGGACGCAGUAGACAAGCUCGAGUAUUCUGCCCGACUUAUUUCCCUUGCAGGAUCGUACGCCGAGAGCGGCGCGAUCACCGCCUGGUUACACGACGUAAACGAGUGCAUCCUGGCGGACAUGGCAGCCUACAAACCGCACGCUCUGAUUCUUCUGGCCUAUUUUUGUGUUUUUCUUGCUGGUAUCCAGAGGAACUUUUGGUAUGCACGGGGGUGGGGGGACCAGCUAUACGAAAAGAUCGAGGCAAGCCUUGAUGGACAGGAUAGAUUUUUACAGCUACUGCAAUGGCCAAGAGCAUAUCUGGCAUUACUAUAA